ACUGCAUUCUGCAGAGAAAGACACAGGAGGAGAGGAGACACCAAGUUUUUGUUGCUGGCUGGCUGUUUGCUGCUGGAACUUGUCUCUGGGAUUCAAAGCUGCAUGGAGUACAUACCUCGCUGUAGGAAAUGCUCUGCUGUGCGCUGUGCAGAAAGUGGGACACUGCAGUGAGUUAAGGAUUUCCAAAAAAAAAAAAAAAAGGGGAAUGCAAAGAACAGAAAAGAGGUGCUACUGGACAGGAACCCCCUGACGGAGGCCAAGCUCUGUGGUGGUGGAGGCCGCAACGAGGCCCCUAAAAGAGCCUCCGACGACCCUCCCUGCCGGCUAAGCCUUAACCGCCGAGGAGAGCCAUGCCUCCCCGGAAGCGCGGCAAUGGUGGCAGCGGUGGCCGCGGGGGCCUCUCCUUCAUCCUCUGCUGCUUCAACAACAGCGACCACCCGGAGAUCACCUACAAGCUGCGGGAAGACUUUGCCCUGCAGGCCAUGGAGCCAGCACUGCCCAUGCCAGGGUAUGACGAACUGGAUGGAAUGUUUUCAGAGUUGGUGGACGAGCUGGACCUCACAGAAAAGCACCGGGAAGCCAUGUUUGCCCUGCCGGCUGAGAAAAAAUGGCAGAUCUACUGCAGCAAAAAGAAGGAGCAAGAAGAGAACAAAAGUGCAACUAGCUGGCCAGAGUACUACAUCGAUCAACUUAAUUCGAUGGCAGCUAGAAAGACGCUUCUUGCCCUGGAGAAGGAAGAUGAGGAGGAGAGGAAUAAAACCAUUGAGAGCUUGAAAACGGCUCUAAGGACACAACCGAUGAGGUUUGUGACCCGCUUCAUCGACGUGGACGGCCUGACAUGCAUCCUCAACUUCCUGAAGAACAUGGACUACGAGACCACCGAAUCGCAGAUCCACACGUCGCUAAUCGGCUGCAUCAAAGCACUGAUGAACAACUCUCAGGGCCGCGCCCACGUGCUCUCACACACCGAGAGCAUCAAUAUCAUCGCCCAGAGCCUGGCCACGGAGAAUGUCAAGACCAAGGUGGCCGUGCUUGAGAUCAUGGGUGCUGUUUGCCUGGUCCCAGGAGGCCACAAGAAGAUCCUGGAGGCCAUGCUGCACUACCAGCGCUUUGCCUGCGAGAGGACGCGCUUUCAGACACUUAUAAAUGAUCUGGAUCGGAGUACAGGGCGCUACAGAGAUGAGGUCAACUUGAAAACAGCCAUAAUGUCUUUUAUUAAUGCAGUGCUGAGUCAAGGCGCAGGAGAGACAAGUCUGGAGUUCCGUAUCCACCUGCGAUAUGAGUUCCUGAUGCUGGGAAUCCAACCCGUUAUCGAUAAGCUACGUUCCCAUGAAAACGCCACGUUAGACAGGCAUUUAGACUACUUUGAGAUGCUGCGCAAUGACGAUGAGCUGGCUCUGUCCAAACGUUUUGAGUCGGUACACAUCGACACCAAGAGUGCCACCCAAGUGUUUGAACUCAUCCGCAAGAAGAUGAACCAUACUGACGCAUAUCCGCACUUUAUGUCCAUCCUCCAUCACUGCCUCCUAAUGCCACACAAGAGGAGCGGUAACACGGUGCAGUACUGGCUGCUGCUCGACCGUAUUGUCCAGCAGAUGGUCCUGCAAAAUGACAAAGGUCACGAUCCCGAUGUCACGCCACUGGAGAACUUUAACGUGAAAAACGUAGUGCGGAUGUUAGUCAACGAAAAUGAAGUCAAACAGUGGAAAGAGCAGGCAGAAAAAAUGAGAAAAGAGCAUCACGAGCUACAGCAGAGAUUCGAGAAGAAGGAGCGCGAAUGUGACGCCAAGACGCAAGAGAAGGAGGACAUGAUGCAGACACUCAACAAGAUGAAAGAGAAACUGGAGAAGGAGAGCAGUGAGCACAAGAAUGUCAAGCAGCACGUGGCCGAACUCACAGCACGGCUCCACGAACUCAGCACAAGACAAGCUGCCAUUGUCCCAGGCGGACCCCCUCUACCCCCAGGACCCCCCGGUGGCCCUGUACCAAACACGAUUACCUUCUCUGGCUUGUGUCCGCCUCCUCCCCCACCUCCGGGUGGCAUCAUGCAUCCCCCGCCUCCCCCUCCUCCACCGGGCGGCCCUCCACCCCCUCUGGGCCGCGCCCCCAUCGGAGGCAUCCCACUGCCUCCGGGAGCUCCGCUGGGACCUUCCAUGAAGAGAAAGAACAUUCCGCAGCCAUGCAACCCUCUCAAGUCCUUCAAUUGGUCCAAGUUAGCUGAGAAUAAACUUGAAGGCACCGUUUGGAUGGAGGUGGAUGAUGCAAAGGUUUUCAAAAUCCUGGAUCUGGAGGACAUUGAAAAAACAUUUUCAGCCUAUCAGAGACAGCAGGACUUCUUUACGAUCAAUAGCCACAAACAGAAAGAGGCAGAGGAUGACACGCUGAGCUCCAAAAAAGUGAAGGAACUGUCAGUCAUCGACGGCCGUCGAGCGCAAAACUGCAAUAUUCUCCUCUCAAGGUUGAAGCUUUCCAAUGAGGAAAUCAAGAGAGCCAUCCUUACCAUGGAUGAGCAGGAGGACCUUCCUAAAGACAUGCUGGAGCAGUUGCUGAAAUUUGUACCGGAAAAGAGCGACGUGGAUCUCUUGGAGGAGCACAAGCACGAACUGGACCGCAUGGCCAAACCUGACCGCUUCCUCUACGAGAUGAGCCGAAUAAACCACUACCAGCAGAGAUUGCAAUCUUUGUACUUCAAAAAGAAGUUUGCAGAGAGGGUAGCAGAGAUCAAACCCAAAGUUGAAGCUCUGACCAAGGCUUCUAAAGAGGUCUUACACAGCAGAAACCUGAAGCAGCUCCUGGAGGUGGUGCUGGCGUUCGGCAACUACAUGAACAAGGGACAGAGGGGCAACGCAUAUGGCUUUAAGGUGUCUUCUCUCAACAAGAUUGCCGACACCAAAUCCAGCAUCGACAAAAAUAUCAACCUCUUGCACUACUUGAUCACCAUCCUGGAGAAGAAGUACCCCAAAGUGCUCAAGUUUCAGGGCGACUUGGAGAAUAUCCCUGAAGCAGCAAAAGUCAACAUGACCGAGUUGGAGAAAGACAUCGGCAACCUGCGGAGCGGUCUCAAAAACGUGGAGAGUGAGCUGGAGUACCAGAAGAAUCGACCGCAGGAGCUGGGCGACAAGUUUGUGUCUGUGGUGAGCCAGUUUAUCACCCUGGCUAGUUUCAGCUUCUCCGAUGUAGAGGACUCUCUUACAGAGGCCAAAGACCUGUUCCUGAAGGCCGUAAAGCACUUUGGCGAGGAUGCCAGCAAGAUGCAGCCCGACGAGUUCUUUGGCAUCUUCGACCAAUUUGUGCAGUCGUUCAUUGAGGCGCAGCAGGAGAACGAGAACAUGCGAAGACGCAAGGAGGAGGAGGAGCGCCGCGCCAAGAUGGAAGCUCAGCUCAAAGAACAAAGGGAGAAGGAGCGAAAGGCGCGUAAAGCCAAGGCGAGCGGCGAGGACGAUGGCGGGGAGUUUGACGACUUGGUGUCUGCGCUGCGCUCAGGUGAGGUGUUUGACAAGGACUUGUCCAAGAUGAAGCGCAACCGCAAGCGCAUCAACAGCCAGAACACAGACUCCGGCCGAGAGCGGCCCGUCACCAAGCUCAACUUCUAAGAGCCGGAAAACGUCCUGCUCCUGUCCUUGUAGGUACUUUUCAGGUUUUUGUUUCCAAAUAUCUGUUUCAACCCGACAUGCACAUUCCUCUCCGUUCCUGCCUGGCAACAAGCGCACACACACACACACGGCCACGCCCGUUUUGACAUUUUUUUCCCCAUCCUCGCGAGCAUUUCACGUCUAACCGCGACGAUGCUGGAGAACACAUUUGGAUUGGAUACGCUCUUUUUCUACAUGCUACUUUUAGACUCGUGGGGACGGUUUUUUGUACAAAGUGAUGUCAUGGAUCCUCGCUGCUCUUUUUUUCGGGAGACUCAAUUUCCAACCUGAAGGUGCUGAGAGUAGCAUCUACCAGGGAAGGAAGACGCUUCAUUUUACCAGAGCUUUAACUGCAAGCAAAGUAGAUUCUCUCCUGAUUUCACACGUGUGCAGCGUUUAUAUAUUUAAAGAUAUAUCAGAGCACUGUUUUUUUUUUUUUUAUUCCUGUUAAGAGCUGGCCUUAACUGUUGAUCUUAUUUCAAGUUGGUACUCUCCGGGCCUGGGCCUAAAAGUCACUCAUGUCAUAGAGGUCGUACAUGUGUACAAAAAGGUUGCGCUUUUUACACAUUUGCACAUAUAAAAGUCAUAAUGCCAUUAAAAAACAUACCCAACCAA
Molecule: messenger RNA, 4247 nt
Organism: Nerophis ophidion (straightnose pipefish)
Lineage: Eukaryota; Metazoa; Chordata; Actinopteri; Syngnathiformes; Syngnathidae
Product: disheveled-associated activator of morphogenesis 1-like
Exons: 26
Coding region: 351-3593 (1080 amino acids)
Biological process (GO): actin cytoskeleton organization
Cellular component (GO): stress fiber
Molecular function (GO): small GTPase binding; actin binding
Source: RefSeq, a predicted model, not a curated record